Boleophthalmus pectinirostris (great blue-spotted mudskipper) is the source of this 7573-nucleotide messenger RNA. Its product is annotated as NACHT, LRR and PYD domains-containing protein 12-like. Gene Ontology annotation, molecular function: protein binding. Lineage: Eukaryota; Metazoa; Chordata; Actinopteri; Gobiiformes; Gobiidae. The transcript is spliced from 17 exons. The coding region runs from base 317 to 4036 and encodes 1239 amino acids. The record is from RefSeq and is a predicted model, not a curated record.
AUCACAGCAGAGAUAUUUGGCGCAAACACUGGACUGACCUCUUCACCAUCCACAGAAGGGAGGGGCUUGUCACGUGACUGAGUUCAGUGAAAGUGAAAGCGUUUGAGGCGCCGUCUGAGGUGAGGUCUAUAUCUUCUCCUCCAGUGUGCAGGUGUAUGUGAUCUCAUGCACGCGCAUACGCAGCCAAAACCCAACCCUGUCAAACAUCAAAGGUGCACACCACAAACAUGAGGAGAAUCAUAUGAGAUUUUAUGUCUCCGAUUGCAAAGACUGCAGUGGGAUCUGUCUGCGGACCACAGGCUGAGCGAGGGGGAAAAUGGCUUCAGGGAGUGAGCAGAUAAAAGGAUGUCCCAUCAGAAAAGAAACUCCAGGAGGCAGCACUGAGGCACAAUCCACAGCCUCAGUGUCCAGUGCUGAGUCCAUGACGAGUGACUUUUCUAAAGCUGAACCUCCAUACUUCAGUCCUGAACCUGCUCCUUCAGACUCACUAUCCACAGCCUCAGUGUCCAGUGAUGUGUCCAUGAAGAGUGACCGGUCUAAAGGGAUUUUUCCUCCAGACUUCAGCUGUGAACCUGCUCCUUCAGACUCACUAAAUGUUUCCAUUGGUGGCGCAAAUGUUUUUGUCCACAAAGAAAAGUCUCUACAAGACUCCAGGCUCAGGGCUCAACACACUGACAUGGAAAAUGAAAAGCAGGUCCACAGCACGACACAAGCAGAUGAAGAGCUCCAGAAGGUUCUGCAGGCCCAUAAGCUGAGCCUGAGCAGCAGAUGUGGGAGUGUGACAGAGGGAACUGAAGGAGCAGAGAGUAGAAUUCCUCUGAACAGCAUCUACACUGAGCUGUACAUCACAGAGGGCCUCAGUGAAGAAGUCACAGCCCAACAUGAGGAGAGGAGGCUGGAGGAACUCUCCAAGAAGACUGUCCAGGAAAUCUCCAUCAGGUGUCAGGACAUCUUUAAAGCACUGCCCACUGAGGAGCAGCAGGAGGAGCAGAAGGAACAGAGGUCCAUCAGAGUGGUGCUGACCUGUGGCGUGGCUGGAGUGGGGAAGACCUUCUCAGUCCUGAAGUUCUCUCUGGACUGGGCCCAGGGCUCAGAGAACCAAGAUCUGGACCUGGUGCUGCCGCUGUCCUUCAGAGAGCUGAACCUGGUCAGAGGGGGACGCUACAGCCUGAUGGAGCUGAUACAAGUGUUCCAUCCAGUUCUGGUAAAACAGGUAGCACACACUCUGUCCGUCUCUAAACUCCUGUUCAUCUUCGACGGCCUCGACGAGAGCAGACUGUCUCUGGACUUUAACUGUGAGGUCAUCUCUGAGGUCACACAGAGGUCAGAGGUCAGCGUGCUGUUAGUGAACCUCAUCAAAGGCACUCUGCUUCCUACUGCCCUUAUAUGGAUCACCUCCAGACCAAUAGCAGCCAAUAAGAUCCCAGCGCAGUGUGUGCACAGGGUGACAGAGGUCAGGGGCUUCAUCACUGACCGUCAGAAGGAGCAGUACUUCAGGAAGAGGUUCACAGAUGAAGAGCAGUGUAACACAGUCCUGUCUCAUAUCAGAACCUCCCGCAGCCUCCACAACAUGUGCCAGAUCCCAGUCUUCUGCUGGAUCACAGCCACAGUCCUGGACCACAUGUUGAGAACCAAUCAGAGCGGAGCGCUGCCCCAGACACUCAGCGACAUGUACGCCCACUUCCUGUUAGUGCAGACCAACAGGAAGAGGAAGUAUCAACCCAGCUCUCAUACCAGACCAGAGGACAACCAACCAAACCCUGAGACUGGUCCAGAGGCAAAGAGAAUAAGACUAAUGCCACCAACACAGACAGAACUGACACAGGAGCAGAGGCUAGACACAUCACUGGUGUUGACAGAAACAGAAGCAGACAUCCUCCUGAAGCUGGGCAGACUGGGCUUUGAACAUCUGCAGAAAGGAAACAUCAUGUUCUACGAGGAAGACCUGGAGCAGGUGGGUCUGGAUGUGACUGAGGCCUCGGUUUAUUCAGGACUCUGUACAGAGAUCUUCAAACGAGAGAGUGUCCUCUUCAACAAAUCAGUCUACUGCUUCGUACACCUGAGCGUCCAGGAGUUUAUGGCAGCAGUUUACCUGCUCCACUGUUUACAAAGUGAUACAGAUGUCAUUCAGCGUUUUCUUGGUGGCAAAACAACUGAAAAAUUAAGUCCAAGUGAGUUUCUCAAACAAUCUCUUGCCAAAUCCCUGGGAAGUUCAAAUGGCCGCCUGGAUCUGUUUGUGCGCUUCCUUCAUGGCCUCAGUCUGGACUCCAACCAGAGACUUUUAGGAGGUCUGCUGAGUCCAGUAAACCAAUCAGAAAUCCCCAAAGUCAUUCAAAACCUGAAAGAGAUGAGCUCAAAGGAAGUCUCUCCAGACCAAAGCAUCAGCAUCUUCCACUGUUUGAUGGAAAUGAAAGACCAGUCGCUCCUGCAGCAGAUCCAGGACCUCCUGAAAUCUAGAGGAGGAUCACAGAAGGAACUGUCUGAGUUCCAGUGCUCAGCUCUGGCCUACAUGCUGCAGAUGUCAGAGGAGGUCAUGGAAGAACUGGACCUAGAGAAGUACAAGACAUCUGAUGGAGGUCAACAGAGACUGAUCCCAGCGGUGAGGAACUGCAGGAAGGCUCGGCUUGUUCACUGUGGACUCUCAGAGACUCACUGUGAACUGGUGGCCUCAGCACUGAAGUCCAGCCCCUCCCAUCUAAAAGAACUCGAUCUGAGUGAAAAUUAUAUCCUGAGAGACUCAGGAGUGUCUGUGCUGUGUGCUGGACUGAAGAGUCCUCACUGUGAACUCUCCACUCUCAGGUUGAGGGAAUGUCGUUUGUCAGAGAUGAGCUGUUCCUUUCUGGCCUCAGCUCUCAGGUCCAACCCCUCACACCUCACAGAACUGGAUCUGAGUGAUAACCAAGACCUGUCUGAUUCAGGAGUGUCUCAUCUAUGUGGUUUUCUGCAGAGUCCUGACUGUCGAGUGGAGACUCUCAGAUUGAAGGGCUGUGGUUUGUCAGAGAUGAGCUGUUCCUCUCUGGUCUCAGCUCUGAGGUCCAACCCCUCACAUCUCACAGAACUGGACCUCAGUGAUAACAGAGACCUGUGUGAUUCAGGAGUGUCUCAUCUGUGUGGUUUUCUGCAGAGUCCAGACUGUCGACUGGAGACUCUCAGAUUGGAGCGCUGUGGUUUGUCAGAGAUGAGCUGUUCCUCUCUGGCCUCAGCUCUGAGGUCCAACCCCUCACACCUCACGCUUCUGGACCUUGGUCAGAACUACAUGCUGUCUGAUUCAGGAGUGGCUCAUCUGUGUGAUUUUCUGCAGAGUCCAGACUGUCGACUGGAGACUCUCAGAUUGGAGGGCUGUGGUUUGGCAGAGAUGAGCUGUUCCUAUUUGGCCUCAGCUCUGAAGUCCAACCCCUCACAUCUCAAACACCUGAACCUAUGUGAGAACUACAGAAUGACCGAUUCAGCAAUGUCUCAUCUGUGUGGUUUUCUGCAGAGUCCAGACUGUCGAUUGGAGACUCUCAGAUUGAGGAGCUGUGGUUUUUCACAGAUGAGUUGUUCCUCUCUGGCCUCAGCUCUGAAGUCCAACCCCUCACACCUCACACACCUGCACCUGGGUGAUAACAGACUGUCUGAUUCAGGAGUGUCUCAUCUGUGUGGUUUUCUGCAGAGUCCAGAUUGUCAACUGGAGACUCUCAUAUUGUGGAACUGUGGUUUAUCAGAGCUGAGCUGUUCCUCCCUGGUCUCAGCUCUGAAGUCCAACCCCUCACAUCUCACGCUUUUGGAUCUGAGUCGUAACAAACUGUAUGAUUCAGGAGUGUUUCAUCUGUGUGGUUUUCUGCAGAGUCCAGACUGUCGACUGGAGACUCUCAGAUUGGUGGAAUGUGGUUUGGCAGAGAUGAGCUGUUCCUCUCUGGCUUCAGCUCUAGAGUCCAACCCCUCACACCUCACACUCCUGGAUCUUGGUGGUAACAGACUGAGAGAAUCACAUAUGAAGGAGCUCCUGGAGUUUAAACAGACUCCUCACUGUCGACUGAAGACACUGGAGUUUUAGUCUGUGCCUUGAAGAUGUGCAAGUGCAGUUCCUCCCUCCAUGUGUUCCUCCCCCUGCGUCCUGAUUGGCUGAGGGACUGUAGACCAUUGUCAAAUUUACAUAAAUGUUCAAUCAAUAGCAGUGUGAUUCUGAAGUGCAGCGCGAUCGGGCAACUGCCGCACUUACCGUGAGGUGUGGAGCUCUCCGUCGGUCCUUUCUCCUGCGGUCACCUCUGAGCCCGUCCCGACAGUGAGUCCUGGUUCAGCCCUGGUUUAGUCCUGUUUUAGUUCAAGUUCAGUCCUGGUUAUUACCUCGGCCAAGGAAGUUAUGUUUUUGCCGGCGUUUGUCUGUUUGUUUGUCUGUUUGUUUGUUUGUUUGUCUGUUAGCAACAUAACUCAAAAAGUUAUGGACCGAUUUUGAUGAAAUUUUCAGGAUUUGUUGGAAAUGUGAAAAGGAAGAAUUGAUUUCAUUUUGGGGGUGAUCCGGAAGAAAUCCUGGAUUCUGGAUCACUUUGAAAUUUUAGUUAACAUUGUGGUAAAUGGGGCCAAAAAUUUUGUUUCUCAAUAUCUCGGUUAAUUAUUGACCAAACCCCAUGAAAUUUGACUCAGGGAUGGACAAUGGGAUGAUGAUCCAAUGAUCCAGAAGACUGAUUUUAUCACAAUUUAUAUAAAAAAUGGGGGUAGUCCUUGGCGGAGGUCUGCGCUCUCUGAGUGCUUUUCUAGUUUAGUCCUGUUUACUCCAAGUUCAGUCCUGGUUUAAUCCUCCUAGUUCAGGCCUGGAAUCAGUCCGAGGUUAGUCCUGGGUUAGUCCUGGUUUAGUCUUGGUUCAGUACUUGACGUAGGCAGCCCAAAGGUUUGAUAUAAUCUCGGGUUAACGGGCAAGUACGGUGCUGUAUGGGUCCUGUACUGUGCGGGUGUGAAUCUCCAAAAAUGGACCCGUGCAGGACUCUGCGCUGUAGGGCUCCAUUACGGAAUAAAUGAAUCUUCAGUUCGUUACAUAAAGAAGGAGGAAAAUAACAAAAGGACGACAGCAGCAAUAAGUUUUAAGAAGGAUGUAAAAAGGGUUGUAACUGUCCUGUGUGAGAAAAGUGUAUAAAGUGUGUGGUGAGGGGUUUUACAAAACAGAUAUAAUAAUGGUAAAAUAUAAAGUUGACUACUUCGCGGAUUUCACCUAUUGCGGGUUAUUUUUAGAAUGUAACCUCCGCGAUAAACGAGGGACCACUGUAAUCACAUUUAAUAUGCCAGUUUUUAAUGUUACAUAUUUUGCAUUUUUCUAUUUUUUAUUGCUUAUUUUACUAAUGCCUUUAUUUACUAUACUAUACUGUCUACAAAUGACUGAAGCAGUGACAUUAAGAUCUGUCUUAUUCACUAUCGUCAUCACCAUCCAUUCAUGUGAACACUGCUGGACUGUCAAAUGUUCAACAGCAAUAUCACACUUUUAUUCUGUAAGAGCGACUAAGGAAACAAUGGUUAUGCUUGUAGAAGUUAUUGCACUUUUGGAUGACUGUUACACUGUUACUCUCAUUCUCCUCACGCCCAUACACACACAUGCACACACCUCUCGUUUUCCGCAAGCCCACACACACAUGCACGCACACACGCACUUUUUGUAUGAACCGUUCGCCCAUCUUCUCAAAUUCAUCUGAAAUUGGAGUGGAGAUGACCAAAAUUAACAUGUGAUUAUUUAUUUAUUAUGUUUUUUUUUUAUUAUUUAUUAUUUUUUGUAAAAAAUACAUACUAACACCUUUGAAAGGAUUUUGCAUUAAUGCUAAAGAUCGAUCGAUAUGGUGUUUUUUUUUCAUGGUAAGACCCAUUUUGAUUAUUUUCAUCAAAUUAUGUAAUUUGAAUUGAAAACAAUCUCACCCACAGCUCUUUUUAUCAAAUACCUUUAAGAGAGAUGUGUAGUCAUAUUUUGUGCAGUUCUAUUUUUGUAUUGAAGUGUUGAUAUAAAGUUUUGUGUGUAUUUUUAAGGGGCAGAUUGACCAAUGCAAAAUAUCAGCCUAAGGUGGAUAUUUAAGGCCAAUAGGCUAAAAAGUCAAAUUAUUAGUCUAAUGUCAGCCAACCUUCUACCUCUAGUUAAACGUGAUCAAUAAAUAGAAAAAAGUGUGUCAUUUACACUUCCUCCAUCCAUUCCGUUGGUAGAAUUGUGUGUACACAUAAUGUACAUGUACACACAGAAACGUUUCAUGUUUGUUCUCACCACAGAUUAGGUUCAGAAUAAAUGAUUCCAGUUAUUACUCUACAAGUUUGUGCCGUUUGAAGUCUAUCAAUGUGGAGCAAACCCUGAGCUGAGCUCUUCCAAACACCAGCUGCCAUUAAAUGUGAUCUGUGAAGAGUUUGACGCUUUUUCUGACCACUGUUUUCAACAAAGAACAGUGGUGUGAGAAAUACGGAGGAACAGAGCAAAACAACUAGUAUCAAAUAUUGUAGUUGUUAAGCACAAGGAUUAGUAAGAAUGUAUUAGAUGGAAUCUGCAGAGCGGGAAACAUGAAACUGUAUGGGGCCAGACACACAUUGCUUCAGCCUUCUGCUUUUGGGCUGUGCACUUUACUGUGGAAUGAUUCUGUAUGAAUGUGUAAACCAGUCAAUAUGUGCUUGAGUUGUGGUGUGCACUCACUCAAUAAAGGAACAGCCCUCCUGUCCUCCUGAAUAACAUCUUGCCUCCUUCAUCCUUCUCUCAUCUCUUUCAGCUACAUAUGUAAGUGAAAUGUAAUGUUUAUGUAAACAAAUGUCCGUGGGUCACAGUCUGAAGAAAAGCAGCUCCUGGAGCUGUCCACAACCUUCCUCUGUGUGAACAAGUCAAAGCCAAAGAGUAUUUAUUGUUAAAGAAAUGAAUCAACACUUCUCCUCAUUUAACUUCAUUAUUGUUUUAUCAAUAUUUUGGACAACAGAGAGUCAGUUUAGUUUAUCAGUGGUGGAAAGAGUACUGCAAACUUGUUCUCAAGAAAAAGUACAGUGACACGGCUAAAAUUGUAUUCAAUUACAAAUGCAAGUACUGUAUAAAAAGUAGGUUACACCUGAAAAAUACUGCUUCUAGUUACUAGCUUCUUUUUAACUGAUUUUUAGCAGAAUUUUGCUGUGCAAAGUCCAAAUUUAAAAAACAACCCUCCAUGCGCACACAAAAAAAGUAGAACAGAUAUUAGUCUUGGGUUAAAAAUGGGGACCCUAAGGUGACAAAUGUGAGUUUUUUGCAUAAUCCUCUCCCUUUCAAAACACAGCAAUAAGCAUUUUUUUCUCAGUACAUUAUUCUAGGCUAUUAACUCAAAUUUUCUAUUUCACUCUUUUAAUUUUGAAAAUUUCAAUGGAGAAUUGUAGCAGGCUAAAUCACCCGUGUUAGUGUAAUAAACACAAAAAACACUGUCUUUAGACACUAACUUUAGUUUGUUAUUUUAUUUUCUGUAAUCAAUGUUUCAUUGUAAUCAAUGUAAUCAAUGUUAAGCAAAUUAACAAUGUUAAGCAAAAAACAUUUGGAAUUGUCUGUUGUUGUUUGGAAUAGGCAGUUUUAUUUUAAUCAUUAUGAGACAAUGAUGAAUCAUUCAAAUAAAAACAUUAAAAACCA